Fibroporia radiculosa is the source of this 213-nucleotide messenger RNA. RefSeq lists its product as uncharacterized. The record is from RefSeq and is a predicted model, not a curated record. The transcript is spliced from 3 exons. Bases 1 to 213 code for a protein of 70 amino acids. Lineage: Eukaryota; Fungi; Basidiomycota; Agaricomycetes; Polyporales; Fibroporiaceae.
AUGUCUGACACAAAGGUCACCGCAUCUGGCACGAACAACCGGGGAAAUCACUGGUGCAAUCGCUCCGAUGACAACGGCAACCGUGGGUACCACUACAGUAACCAGGACGGAGGCUACUAUUACAAGAACACCGAUGGCUCCACUUACUACAAAUCUCCGACCGGCUUCUCAAAGUACACGCCCCCCAAUGGCGCCGUGAAGAAGACUUACUAG